AUGGAUAGUGCUGACACUAGUCAAAAGGGGUCCUACAUAACCAACCUUGUCCGCAGCGCCUCUCCGGCGCACAUCUCCUCCGUUGACAUUCUGUCGCGUCGCGCACCUCCCGAGGAAGCCUCAUCACCCGUCACGUUCAACUCGUUCGUUGAGAAAGACACGGCGAAAUGGCCUGCGCACAUCCAGUCCCUUGCUCCGCCACCGUCGAUCUACUUUUCAGCGCUCGCGACGACUAGAGGUAAUGCAGGUGGGUUUGAGAACCAGUACAAGCUGGAGCACGAUUUCAAUCUCGAGCUCGCAAAAGCUGCUAAAGCGAAUGGUAUCAAGACAUAUGUCCUCAUAUCGACAGCCAAUGCCAAUGCAAAGUCCUCAAUGGGGUACAUGCGUAUGAAGGGUGAGAUCGAAGAUGCAGUCAAGGCCAUGGACUUUGAUCAUACCAUCAUUCUCCGCCCGGGCCUGAUUGCCGGUCAUCGCCAGGAGAGCAGACCCAUGGAGGCCCCUAUUCGAUGGAUCGCGGCUGGUUUGGGCGCGAUUAGUACGCACUACCUCAAGGAUCCGUGGGCUCAGGAGGCCGAAGUCAUUGCAAAGGCAGCCGUGAGUGCUGCCCUCAAAGCUCAAAAUGGCGAGCUGAAAGACAAGGUUGUCUAUAUGCAUGGAUCGGAGAUCAUUCAGUACGGCAGGACUGGCUGGAAGGAUCUAAAGUAG
Molecule: messenger RNA, 705 nt
Organism: Cyphellophora europaea CBS 101466
Lineage: Eukaryota; Fungi; Ascomycota; Eurotiomycetes; Chaetothyriales; Cyphellophoraceae
Exons: 1
Coding region: 1-705 (234 amino acids)
Biological process (GO): import into nucleus
Cellular component (GO): cytoplasm
Source: RefSeq, a predicted model, not a curated record